This is a messenger RNA of Vigna angularis (adzuki bean), 567 nucleotides long. RefSeq names its product kiwellin-1. The transcript has a single exon. The record is from RefSeq and is a predicted model, not a curated record. Bases 1 to 567 code for a protein of 188 amino acids. Lineage: Eukaryota; Viridiplantae; Streptophyta; Magnoliopsida; Fabales; Fabaceae.
AUGAAGAGGUUUUUCUCAAACGCAUCCUUCAUUUUAUUAGCUACUCUCAUCUUAGCAAGUUGUAUUGAGUCUGAGGCUCAAAAGUGUCGGCCAAGUGGGAGAAUCAGAGGAAGGAAAGCACCUCCAGGACAAUGCAACCAAGAGAAUGAUUCAGACUGCUGCAUAGAAGGCAAACUCUACACGACAUAUGAAUGUUCACCACCUAUGUCCAGCCACACCAAGGCCUACCUCACUCUCAACAGUUUUCAGAAGGGUGGAGAUGGUGGUGGCCCUUCAGAAUGUGACAACCAAUACCAUUCUGAUGACACACCUGUGGUCGCACUGUCUACAGGCUGGUUCAACCACAGAAGCAGGUGUCUCCACAACAUCACCAUCAGUGCGAAUGGAAGAAGUGUGGUGGCCAUGGUGGUUGAUGAGUGUGACUCAACUGAGGGAUGUGAUGCAGACCAUGACUAUCAACCUCCAUGUCCCAACAACAUUGUUGAUGCUUCUAGGGCUGUCUGGAAAGCAUUGGGAGUGCCCCCAAAUGAAUGGGGUGGCCUUGACAUUACAUGGUCUGAUGCUUGA